Boleophthalmus pectinirostris (great blue-spotted mudskipper) is the source of this 2559-nucleotide messenger RNA. Its product is annotated as platelet glycoprotein V. The record is from RefSeq and is a predicted model, not a curated record. Gene Ontology annotation, molecular function: protein binding. Gene Ontology annotation, cellular component: extracellular matrix. NCBI's taxonomy places the organism in Eukaryota, Metazoa, Chordata, Actinopteri, Gobiiformes, Gobiidae. The coding region runs from base 221 to 2410 and encodes 729 amino acids. The transcript has 2 exons.
CCUACUGUAUAUACAAGAAUAUUUAUAUAGGCAACUUCCAGACUACUCUGGGUGUGUUUGAGCAUGCUGACCAUUGAAAACCUAUAUAAUAUUAAUUGAUUAGUAUUAAUAAAUGGAGUAUCUGGGUGGGCAUUAGGGAAGAGGGCGGGAAACAAUUUUCUUGAAGAGCCUUGCUCUAAACAGGAAAAUAUUCAACAGUGGGAUAACACUCACAGCAACAAUGGAUUCUGGUGUAAAAGGUAUCACAGGUAUCUUUUGGGCCAUUCUUGCACUUUUUCUGUUCUCAAACACCUCCAGUCAAAACACCUGCCCAAGUGUCUGCAUCUGCCACCCUUCACGGGCUGUAAAGUGUGUUGGCUAUACAAUCACUGAUAUACCUGUAGGGUUGCCGGUCCACACGUACCUCCUUCAAAUGAACGAUACCAAAAUGCACGUCAUCAAUGAACGAAGCCUUGACAACCUGGACCUGCUGUUGCGCUUCAGCCUGACCAACAGUCACCUCCACACCAUCCACCCCAAAGCCUUCGCUGUAGCCCCACAGCUCAAGUCUGUUAAACUCUCCUUCAAUGAUCUUUCUGCUGUCCCUGUAGGAGUUUUUUCUCCCCUGUCAACUCUGGAACAACUUCAGUUAGAUGGGAAUCAAUUGGCAAAUAUUGCACCAAAUAUGUUAGAAGGACUUAUUGGGCUAAAAGAGCUCGACUUGAACCGUAAUAAGUUGUCCAGCCUCCCCGCUGAUCUUUUUGACGGACUGACAAAUCUGACAUUUCUAAAUCUUGGAAGAAACUCCAUAAAAAAAUUGCCUCCAACUAUCUUUCAUUCAUUGAUCCAACUUCAGAAGCUAAUGAUCUAUAACAAUGAACUUGAUGUUCUUGAACCUGGGAUGUUUGAUACUCUUGUCAAACUUGAGGAACUCAAAAUUCAUUAUAAUCAGAUCAGCAGUCUUCCACCAAAGGUUUUUUGGUCAUUGAAAAAACUGAAGAUUCUUACUCUAUCGUCCAAUCAACUCCAGGCUGUCCCAAAAGAGAGCUUCUAUCACAUGCCUAAGCUAACUAAGCUCACCCUCUACAAUAAUCCUCUGCUAACUCUGCCUGACCAACUCAUGGGCUACAUGCCAGACAUGAAGGAGUUCUAUUUGUUUUCCACCAAUCUUACAACUGUUCCUGACAAUUUAUUUGCUAAUAUGUCAGGCCUAAUAGCUCUUAACUUUCACCUCAAUGACCAUCUUAAAGACCUCCCUUCUAAUCUCUUCUGUUGUCUCCCAAAUCUGUACAAACUAUCAUUGAGAAGAAAUGCACUGGAGCACCUACCACUAAAUCUUUUUUCCAGUUUGACCAGUCUAGGAAUACUUCUUCUCAAUAACAACAACCUGAAGAACAUUCCAGACAAUACCUUCCAUGGACUAUCCUUGCUAUCCACCAUAGAUCUAAAGAAUAACAUCUUGAAGGCAAUCCCAGGCGACUCCUUUACAUCAAACGUUGCUUUAAGAGCUGUUAGUUUGAGUGGUAACCCUUGGGACUGCACUUGUGGCAUAAGAAGUAUUGUAAGUUGGCUCAAACAAAAUGAUCACUUGGUUCCGGACAGACAGGAUGUGAUAUGUUAUAGUCCAACUUACCAGCGUCUCCGUACACUGGAGUCUCUCGAAGAAGAUUAUUUUAAAUUUUGUGACUUGGUUACUGCAAAAACAACAACUACUGCUACUACAAGUACAUCACAGGCUCAAGAUACCACUCCACUUCUUACUACUACUUACUACUACUAUAUUGCUGCUUAUCUUACUUCUCCUGCUACUACUACUACUACUACUCUCACUACAACCACUUCUUCUCCUGCUACUACUACUACUACUACUCUUACUACUACCACUUCUACUUCUACUACUACUACUCUUACUACUACCACAGCUACCCCUACUACUACUACUCUUACUACUACCACUGCUACCCCUACUACUACUACUCUUACUACUACCACUGCUACCCCUACUACUACUACUCUUACUACUACCACUGCUACCCCUACUACUACUACUCCUACUACUACCACUACUACUCCUAGUACUACUACUCUUGCUACUACCACUGUUACCCCUACUACUAUGUUUACAACUUCUGUAAUUACUACAAUACAAACUGCAUUGGAAAAUAUAGUGCCUACUGCUCUCUUUAGAUCUGUUCCAUUUUAUGGCACGCUGGUUCUCGAGCAGGGCCCAGACUAUGUUCACCACAAUGUUCGGAAUGGUUGGGUGUAUGUGUGGUUUGUGCCCUCAGAUACUGCCCUGACUGGCUUUCUAGUGUCUCUACACAUCCUCUUUGUAGCAACUGCAUUUUUUCUCAUUCUUUCUGCCUUGUAUGGUAUGCACCGCCUCAGUGAGAUAAUGGGGAAAUUAAAUGCUCAGUCUGUACAUUUGUGAGGAGGGUAAAAUAAGAUGUCACACUGCAAAACAUGGAUACUAUAACUUGCAAAUAUUUGAUGUAAAUGUAAUACAGCUGAAGUUUUAUGUGUUAUUAUUGCUCAGAAGUUUAAAUAAAUAAUUCUUAACACAUCUCAAGCCAAGUGAAA